UGUGGUUGAAACCUCUCUUCUGUUCCACUGCAAGAGGCUCCGGAGCAGAGGCACCAGAAUCAGCCCCCAACCCACAGCCCACGCAGCGCAGAGCGCACCCGGAGGCCCCAAGGGCCAUCGGGUGAGCAUUCGGUCUUUAGCCAUGGGGUCUGCAGCGUUGGAAAUUCUGGGUCUGGUGCUGUGUCUGGUAGGCUGGGUGGGCUUGAUCCUGGCGUGUGGGCUGCCCAUGUGGCAGGUGACUGCCUUCCUGGACCACAAUAUCGUGACGGCGCAGACGACUUGGAAGGGGCUGUGGAUGUCGUGCGUGGUGCAGAGCACCGGGCACAUGCAAUGCAAAGUGUAUGAGUCUGUGCUGGCGCUGAGCGCGGAGGUGCAGGCAGCUCGGGCACUCACCGUGGGCGCUGUGCUGCUGGCGCUUGUGGCACUCUUUGUUACCUUGACCGGCGCUCAGUGCACCACCUGCGUGGCCCCGGGCCCAGUUAAGGCACGGGUGGCACUCACGGGAGGAGCGCUUUAUGCCCUGUGUGGGCUUCUGGCACUGGUGCCACUCUGCUGGUUCGCCAACAUCGUAGUCCGGGAGUUCUAUGAUCCAACGGUGCCGGUGUCUCAGAAGUACGAGCUGGGCGCGGCGCUGUACAUCGGCUGGGCGGCCUCCGCACUGCUCAUGUGUGGCGGCGGCCUCGUGUGCUGUGGCGCCUGGGUUUGCACCGGGCGUCCAGAGUUCAGUUUUCCAGUCAAGUACUCAGCACCAAGGCGAACCACGGCCAACGGCGAUUACGACAAGAAGAACUACGUCUAAGGGCGGGAGGCACGGCGGGGCUCUUCCCGCAGCUAAGCCCGCGUUCGGAAAGACCGAUGUGGGAAGCCGCGUGUGGAUGACGACCACCGCUGAAUUGCGCAGCGCAGACUCCGAGGCAAGUUAGGUUGGGUUCGGGCCAGACUUGCGCGCUCUCACAGAGAGGGGUCGUUGAUCAACGCUAGCCAGGCCCUGCUCAGAACAGACUACAGGCUCUUGUGAGGACUUGACCGACCUUUUCUUCUAUGCGCAGUUGGCCACGACAUGGUGGAACUCUAAGAUUUCAUCGGUGAAGUAGCCACCAAACUGCCGCUAACAGUUCCUACUGAGUCCUGGGGAGUGCUGGAUGCUGCCUUAAUGUCCGGUGGUACCUGCUAACCUGAAAGGGCAGCUGGGGAAACCCUGGGGCUGCCAGAGGAAUGCGUUAAAAAGGGCAUUUUUCUUGUUAGUGGAGAGGAACCUACUGAACCAAAGGACUUGCCCUGGACCUGGUCUCAUUCCAGCAGUCCCCCAAGGUGAGGGGGCCUGUAGGUACCAGAGCCUUAGAAGGGUUGCCUUCCUCCUCGAAGCUUGGGGUUUGGGGGGUGGGCCGGGUAAGACUUUGCUUAGUAAAUGGUUUGAACACUUUCAA
Molecule: messenger RNA, 1427 nt
Organism: Rattus norvegicus (Norway rat)
Lineage: Eukaryota; Metazoa; Chordata; Mammalia; Rodentia; Muridae
Gene: Cldn5
Product: claudin 5
Exons: 1
Coding region: 143-799 (218 amino acids)
Biological process (GO): negative regulation of vascular permeability; maintenance of blood-brain barrier; positive regulation of establishment of endothelial barrier
Cellular component (GO): tight junction; cortical actin cytoskeleton; cell-cell junction
Molecular function (GO): structural molecule activity
Source: RefSeq, marked validated